This is a messenger RNA of Purpureocillium lilacinum, 1752 nucleotides long. NCBI's taxonomy places the organism in Eukaryota, Fungi, Ascomycota, Sordariomycetes, Hypocreales, Ophiocordycipitaceae. The record is from RefSeq and is a predicted model, not a curated record.
AUGUCGUUCCGCCCCGUGAGCCCGGCGAGUCCCGCGGGGGAGGCCUCGGCCUCGUUCGCGCAGACGGGCGCCGAGUUUACGCUCGACGACAGCAGCGACGCCAUCGACGACGAUGACGAUUAUGACGACGACGAGGAAGACCUGCGCUCCGAGGUGGGCAACGGCGCCGCCGAGUCCUACGAGAUGGUGGAGCGCGUGGACGAAGCAGCCGCCGCCGCUGGCAGCGGCUCGGGCGCGCGCGCAAUGCGCUCCGCCCGGCGGCCCAGCGCGAGCACUGUCGCAACCUUCCAGCUCUACACGCCGGACGAGGAGCGCGCCGUGCGCCGCAAGUUCGACAGGCGGCUGGUGCUGUUUGUGACGCUGCUAUUCAUGCUCAGCUUCCUCGACCGCUCCAACAUUGGCAACGCGCGCAUCGCCGGCAUGGACGAGGACCUGCAAACGGACCCUCCGCGCGACGACUGGUACGAGUGGGCGCUGACGGCCUUUUACAUCUCGUACAUUGCUUUUGAGUGGAUGUCGCUGCUAUGGAAGCUCGUCCCCGCCCAUGUCCUCGUCUCGGCCGUCGUCUUCACUUGGGGGCUUACGGCCUCGCUCCAGGCCGUCACCACCUCGUACCCAGUCCUCAUCGCGCUGCGUGUCCUCCUCGGCAUCGGCGAGGCGGGCUUCACUGGCAUACCCUUUUACCUGAGCUUCUUCUUCCGCCGCGAUGAGCUGGCGUUUCGGACCGCCAUCUUCAUAUCGGCGACGAGCUUCGCGUCGACACUCGCCUGGGUCAUUGUGCGCUUCGCCGAGCUCAGUCCCAUCGCCCCCUGGCGCCUGCUUUUCCUCAUCGAGGGCUUCCCCUCCGUCAUCGUCUCCGUCAUCGCCUGGAGCGUCAUCCCCGACUCCCCGCAGACGGCGUCGUACCUCACCAAGCGCGAGAAGAAGGUCGCCCGGCUGCGUCUGCGGCACGAGGCGCCGGCCGGCGCAGCGUCCGCCACCGGUACCGCCUCCUCCGACUCCGGGCCGGCCUCCAAGCCCGCGUCCGGCCUCCGGGGCCGCGACCUCGCUGCCGUCUUCUGCGACCCCGUCGCCUGGAUCACGGCCGCCAUGUUCUUCCUCACAAACAUGGCCUACUCGUCCCUCCCCGUCUUCCUCCCCAAGAUCAUCCACGAGAUGGGCCACAGCACCCUCGCCGCCCAGGCCCUGAGCGCACCGCCCUACCUCCUCGCCUUCGUCGCCGUCCUCUUCACCGCCCACAUGUCGGACCGCCUGCGCGCCCGCACCGUCCCCAUCGCCCUCCACGCCCUCGCCUCCGCCGCCGGCUACGCCACUCUCGCCCUCUCCGAGUCCCUCCACCUGCCCGCCUGGCUGCGCUACCUCGCCGUCUACCCCGCCGCCGUCGGCUUCUUCAAUGUCGUGACCCUCGUCAUCGCCUGGAGCAUCAACAACCAGGCCAGUCAGACCCGCCAGGGUGGUGGCUUUGCGCUCCUUCAGCUCGUCGGUCAGUGCGGACCACUUGUCGGCACCCGCCUCUACCCGGACGCCGACGCGCCCUACUAUGGGCGAGGCAUGAUGGCUUGCGCGUGCGCCAUGCUCUCUGUCGCCGUCCUUGCCGCCGUGUUGCGCUUCUACCUCCAGUUCCAGAACCGCAGGAUGGACAGGGCCGAGGCAGACAGGCUUGCGGGCGGAGACACGGUCGAGGAGGAGGGUCUGGUCGGCCAUGGGAGAAGAAAGACGGAGCCGUCUUACAUGUUCCGGUACAUGUUGUGA